AUGCCAGCUUGCUGCGUUUUGGGGCUUGGCACUGGUACCUAUAUGCUGGACAUGUAUGCAAGGUCCUGCUUCCUCAAAGGUCUUCUGUCUCUAAUUUUCUUUGCAGUAAAACGAUUUAAGGAACCAAAGGAAGAGAGGCGUCCCUGGAGGACAUGGUUUUAUGACACCUCCAAGCAAGCAAUAGGUUCCAUCUUCAUCCACUUUGCCAAUGUUUUUCUGUCGGAUCUCACUGAAGAGGACCCUUGCUCUCUCUACCUUAUUAAUUUCAUCCUUGAUGCCACGCUGGGGAUGCUGCUGAUCUGGCUUGGCGUGAAGGUUGUCUCCUGGAUUGUGCAGCACAAGAAGUACACGACCCUGGUCUUUGGAGAAUAUGGUGACCCUCCACAAGCUGCUGCCUGGAUUGGCCAGUGUGUGCUCUACUUGCUGAUAAUGGUGUUUGAGAAGUCCGUGAUCAGCCUUGUCCUGCUUAUCCCUGGUUGGACAAAGCUUCAGCAGAUCCUCCUGGGUUAUAUCCCAAACCCCCAGCUGGAGCUCGUCCUGGUCAUGCUUGUUGUGCCUUUUAUUGUCAAUGCCAUUAUGUUCUGGGUUGUGGACAGCUUGAUCAUGAGGAAAUACAAGCAGAACAACACCCUGGACAUCAAUGGAUCCAUAGAAAGCCCUCGGGCUAGGAGGACUGAGGAAUCUCAGGUGUUACUCUCUCCAGACAUGGAAUUUGAUCAGUCUGAAAGUGACCAGGAUAUUUCAGGACUCCAGGGGAUGAACCAGAAGAUGAAGCAGCCCAGCUAUCAAGUGGUCAUCUGA
Molecule: messenger RNA, 801 nt
Organism: Balearica regulorum gibbericeps (East African grey crowned-crane)
Lineage: Eukaryota; Metazoa; Chordata; Aves; Gruiformes; Gruidae
Source: RefSeq, a predicted model, not a curated record